Molecule: messenger RNA, 1614 nt
Organism: Medioppia subpectinata
Lineage: Eukaryota; Metazoa; Arthropoda; Arachnida; Sarcoptiformes; Oppiidae
Source: the annotation of a GenBank genome assembly
AUGAUUGGUGAUACGGCAUGGAGUUCAUGGCUCACUCUGGCCAUUUUAUCGGCCAUACCAUUUAUCUAUAUGUAUUUGAAUCGACACUAUAAUUACUGGACCAAAAGGGGUUUGAAUGGACCGAAACCCUACCCAUUAGUGGGCAACAGUUUGUCCACACUUUUCAAACCUUUGCCUUCUGUGGAAUUGGAGUGGUUUAAGAAAUACGGCCGACUCUACGGGAAUGCCAGCGCCUUGAGAAGCGGCUGGCUUCCCAAUCUGUUGAGUCGCGGCGAAGACUGGAAGCGCUUGCGAUCUAUAAUGAGUCCCACUUUCACGUCGGGAAAGAUGAAGAAAAUGUAUCCAAUGGGAAUGUCUGAAGGAAUUUUAGACAAGAAUUUAUUCAACAGUCGCGGCGAAGACUGGAAGCGCUUGCGAUCUAUAAUGAGUCCCACUUUCACGUCGGGAAAGAUGAAGAAAAUGUAUCCAAUGGUAAGGGAAUGUCUGAAGGAAUUCCUCGACCACUUGGAAGUGUACGCCAAAGACAAGAAAGACAUAAACCUAAAGGAAAUGCACGGCAACUAUACGAUGGAUGUGAUCGCCACGUGUGCCUUCGCUACCAAAACCAAUUCACACAAAGACCCCAACAAUCCCUUCACGACAAACGCCAAGAAGAUCUUCGCCUUUCCUUUGCAUAGAUUUCUUCUUUUUGUUUUUAUGCCAAAAGUUUUGCGAAAGUUUUUUGGAUUCAAUUUUAUUAGUGAGGAAAGUGUUAAUGAAUUCUUCUUUGAUAUAACAAAACAACGAAUAGACGAAAGAAGAGCUAAACAAACCUCUAAUAAGUCUUAUAAUGAUUUCAUACAACUUCUUGUGGACGCGAAUAACAAUAAGGAAGAGAUUCACGACAACGACAAUGAUAUCGACGAAUCACAUCACGUGAAUGAAGGAGAGGAAGAGAGGGCUGUGGCGAAGAAGACAUUAUCGGUAAACAUAGGGAACAAACAGAUGAGUGAAGACGAGAUGAAAGCUCAGGGAUGGAUAUUCUUCAUCGCAGGUUAUGAGACAACGGCAACCACUUUGACGUUCUGUUCGUACGAAUUGGCACUCAAUCCACACAUUCAGCAAAGACUCUACGAAGAGAUCGAGUCAGCCGUCGACUCCAACGGAGAGAUAAGUUAUGAAGUGUUGGCAAAACUCCCACUUCUGGACGCAAUCCUCUCCGAAACCCUACGCCUGUAUCCACCGGUUCCUCGACUUGAUAGGGAAGCGCAGACCGAAUAUAAAGUGGGCGACACUGGCCUACAGUUAUAUGCGGGACAAACCGUUGAGAUUCCGGUCUAUGCUAUCCAUCAUUCGGAAGAGUUCUACCCGAAUGCUCACAAAUUUGACCCUGAUCGAUUUAUGCCUGAAAACAGACACAAAAUCAUUCCCUAUACAUACUUACCCUUCGGCGCCGGUCCUCGUAAUUGCAUUGGUAUGCGGUUUGCGUUAAUGGAGGCUAAGUUAGGGUUGGCUCAGAUCGUACGCCGGUAUCGCUUCUUCCGAUCGUCACAAACGGCAGUUCCCCUCCAAUUCAGACCAAUCAGUCGUCUAUUAGCCGCCAAAGAAGUUGUGGUCGGAAUUGAAAAGAGAUAA